UCUCUCUCUCUCUCUCUCUCUCUCUCUCUUUUGUUGCUUUGUCUUGGAUUCAUAUAGCCCAUUUUGUCUUCCUUCUUUUUUAUUUCUGAAUAUAUAUAGGGCCUUUUGUCUUUUGGUUUCAGACAAAGUACCCUACAAAAAAAAAAAGAAACUGAUCAAGGGGUAAGGGUAAGUUGUCCUGGGAGGGGGAUAGAUUGACUAUUGUUAGCCCUAGAAAGGGACACGUGGCGGAAUGAAGGAGAGUGGCAGGAAACAAGGUGCUCCUUCACCAUGCGCAGCAUGCAAGCUUCUGAGGAGGAGAUGUGCUGAGGACUGUGUUUUUGCUCCUUAUUUUCCAGCUGAUGAACCCCAGAAGUUUGCUAACGUGCACAAGGUCUUUGGUGCCAGCAAUGUCAACAAAAUGUUACAGGAAUUGCCAGCGCACCAGCGAGGCGAUGCAGUGAGUAGCAUGGUUUAUGAGGCAAAUGCAAGGGUGCGGGACCCGGUGUAUGGGUGCGUGGGGGCCAUCUCUUCUCUACAGCAACAGAUUGAUGCCCUCCAGACACAAUUGGCGCUGGCUCAGGCUGAGGUGGUGCACCUGCGAGUGAGGCACACCGCAUCAUUCCCCAACCACUGGGUCCGCCCUGGCAGCCCCAGUAGCAGCGGCUCCCCCUCAUCCCGGCCCAUGGGCUCUUCACAUGCCAAGCCCAUUUUUGACUUGGAUAUGGUGGUGGACCAGCCCACCUUGGGAGAGUCAAUGUGGUCAUGUUAGUAAUUAUGUUUUUAUUUUUUUUAUUUAUUUAUUUUUAUUUUCACUUGAUAUCCCUAUUAUGCAUUUCUUCUCGUGGUGGUGGCGGUGACGGUGGCAGUGGUCGUUAUAAGAGCAGUGGCGGAGGCCAUUCGCCCGCUUCGAUCUUUAUCAUUAAAAUUUAUAUAUGUAUGUUGUAAAUACAAUUUAUAUAUAUAUAUAUAUAUAUAUAUAUAUAUAUAGUAGAUUGCGGGACUUGUAAUGAGACUUUGUGCAUGGAUUGUCCAUGUAUUUUAAGUGAUCAAUGGGCG
This is a messenger RNA of Corylus avellana, 1038 nucleotides long. It is a transcript of the gene LBD4, whose product is annotated as LOB domain-containing protein 4. The record is from RefSeq and is a predicted model, not a curated record. NCBI's taxonomy places the organism in Eukaryota, Viridiplantae, Streptophyta, Magnoliopsida, Fagales, Betulaceae.